UUCCUCUUUCGUCUUCUCUCCAGAAAAAUUCUCAAGAAAAACCACUUACAAUCAUCAGUGGCUGAUUUUGGUAGAUUUCCCAUGGAGAAAGUGAUUGAGACACCUCUCAUCAACAAGCCUUCCAUCCAAUCAGAGAACUGUACUUCCGCUUACAGACUUCCACCACCUCAUCAUGCCUGGUCAAGGGAUAAGAAAUCCCAAAAUUCCGGCAAGCGCAAGCUCACACCGGAUCCCCUUAAAGUUCCUGAGGCAUUCAAGUACCAAGAAAGGUAUAAGAGCCCAACCGAUUUUAUGAUGUCCCCUGUUUCCAAGGGCGUCCUAGCCAGAAGAAGGAAGACAGGGGAACACUUACCACCAGCUAAAAAUCCUCCCAAGCUUCUGGGUCCCUGUUUUCUGGAUGCUGGUCACCCUCAAAUCUGAGUAUUCGCAUUGUCAAUAAGCAGAAUCAGAUGGAUUCGUGGUCUCUAUGAAUUUGUCUGGAUAAAUUGUUCUUUUUAUUUUUUUGGGUAAUUAAUCUGCCAGCCCAUGAAAUUCUGUAGAUGUUCUAGUUCUUGAACAUGUCUUCCAAGUAUCAAUGCUGUUGAGAAGUUUGCCUUUUCUUUUCUU
This is a messenger RNA of Telopea speciosissima, 606 nucleotides long. RefSeq lists its product as uncharacterized. Lineage: Eukaryota; Viridiplantae; Streptophyta; Magnoliopsida; Proteales; Proteaceae. The transcript has 3 exons. The coding region runs from base 82 to 420 and encodes 112 amino acids. The record is from RefSeq and is a predicted model, not a curated record.